This is a messenger RNA of Caenorhabditis auriculariae, 6417 nucleotides long. NCBI's taxonomy places the organism in Eukaryota, Metazoa, Nematoda, Chromadorea, Rhabditida, Rhabditidae. The record is from the annotation of a GenBank genome assembly.
AUGAAGCUGCGGAUAGGCAAGUCCGACAUUAUAAUCUCGCUCGUUGCUGCAUUUCUGUUAAUUGCUGGCAUUGUGACAUGGAGCACCUUCUCUACCAUCUACAAUUCUCAGUUCAAAAAGGUCUUUGACUUCAGUUUCAUCAGUUGGAAAUAAGUAAAAGGGAAAAAGGACUUUUUUAUCUUUAAGGUUUCAACAAAGUAGUGUUGAACAGCACAGAAGAUUUGCAUGAUUUUCGAUCGAUAGUUUCGUCUUGAAGUUUUCCUAAAAAAUUUCCAUGCAGACUCUAACAAAGAUUUUUGAAAAUUUUUGAGUUUUUUUUUUUCGACUCUUUUCAAUUCCAGAACCUGAUGUUCAAGCAGAAAAGCGACAGAAGUCUCGGUUAUUCAGCCUACAUGAUGUCUCAUCCACAAUCUCGGAACCUAAUGCGCUUCUAUUUUUUCAAUAUUUCAAAUCCGGACGAAAUUCAGUACGAGGGAAAGGCCCCACAGAUUGUGGAGACUGGAGCGUUUGCAGUUUUGUGAGUUUUGAAGGUUUUCGGGCGAAAUUGUAGAGAUUUUAAAAAUUCGAGACGUUAUGAUAAAAUAGUCCAUUUCGCGCCAGCUUGUUUUGUUUUUUUCUAAAAGACCGUAUACCAAAUUGAAUCUAAUUUGACCAAAUUUUGUUUCAAGAACUUUUUAUGUCUUUUGCAUUUUUUUGUAGAGAAAAAUAAGCUGUGUUUACGGUAUGUUUUUUUGCUGUUCUUUAAAAACUUGAUCGUCCCGCGCGGAAGAUUACAUUUUUCGGAAACGAAAAAAAAGCUUUUAAUCUUAUCUUACUGUUUUGUUCCUCUUACGUAAGUAUAUCGUUUUUCAUGUGUUAGUUUUCAUGUACUGCCUUUUCUUUCUUUACAUCAAUUUUUUUUUAAUUUUAAAUUUUUUUUUUCAACCUUUUACAUCAAGCCCCUAGUUCUUCUCAUCAUCAGUAAGUCACUCAAAAGGGAAAAUUCCAGAGAAUCGGAACAGAAAAAGUACAUGAAAUGGAACGACCGAAAGACGGAAAUGUUCUACGAAAACUAUAAGUCUUAUUUGAUUUCCCCCGAAGAUUCCUGCGACGACUGUGAUUGGGAGCAAAAUCUCGUGUUUCCCAAUCCGACCAGCUUGGUAAUGGCGAAAGAAAGAGAAAAUGGAUAAAAUAUGGAGUUUUAGGGGGCCACCACUUCGAUGUUGGAUCCGAAGUACAAGAUCACGAAAACUGGAAAAAUCCUGAUUUCUUUGGGACUUUUGCUCCUCGGCGAGUAUCCAUUCGUGUAGGUAGAUGCUUGAUGAAGCUUCUUGGGUUUUUUCAAAGGAGCUUGAAAAAGUUUGAGAAGAUUUCGAGGCGAAGAAUUUUUUUCUGAAUGUUGUUAAGAGCACGAGCUUCAAGGAUUAGGAGCUUUUGGCUGUAAUUUUUAUUAGUUUUGACUUCUGAUUUUUCUUUUCCCACGACCAUAACUGAUUUUUUUUCUUGACACAUUAGUAUGAAAUUAAAAAAAAAAAAUCAAAAUUUCGAUUUUCAUACUGGAAAUUUUUUUCGAGCUUCUGUUCUUUUGGAAAGCAUAAUAAACUCUUGUGAACCGAUCAAAACUAUAGCUCAAUUUCAUGCUCUAUUUGAAUUUUUUGAAGAUCUCAUAAAGUCCGAGAAGUUAUGUUCGACGGCUAUGAAGAUGCUCUUCUCUCCGCGGCUCAUUCUGAUGUAAAUCUUCAAAGUUCAAUUCACUGCUAGCUUGGGACACAAUUACUAAAAAAAUGCUUUUAGUCUGUUCAAGUUUUUAAUGUCAAGCAAAAGGACGUCACUCGAAAAUGCUCUGUGGAUGUCUCGCUCUCUGAUUAGUUUGUUGCACAAUUAGGAGUGGAGCUUGGGCAGAGACUUGACAUUAAAAACUGAACAGACUAUAAUUUUCUGUUAGCUCACCUUCAUGCUAUUUUCCCCCAAGCCAGCCUUGAAUCAACUAGAAAACGGUUGAAAAUGGAUAAUUUGACAGUUGAUCUAUACAAUCAGCGGGAUCUUGAAAGGAAACGAGAGCAUAAUCCCGAUUCCGAUUCCUGCGAUGCCACGUUUCGGCUACUUCCAAGGGGUUCCCGGUUUUUUUCUGGAUAAUCUCUGAAAAUGAUUCUUUCCAGUACAACAACAGCAAAGACGAGAGUUAUUGGAUCAAAACGGGUACCGACGACAUUAAUCGACUCGGCGAGGUUGGUUGCAGAUUCGGAGACUUCAUUUCUAGCAAAAAAAAGUUUAGAUCGCCAUCCGAAUUUUAUGUGAAGCAUUCAUAUUUUUUUUACAAGUAAACUUCUAAUUGAAGGUUCAAACGUGGGCGGGACUCCGCGAACUUCCGGCCGAAUGGUGGAGCACGCCGUUUUCGAGGUCCAUCCGUGGCAGCGGUUUGAAUUGGAAAAAAUGAACUAACUGAUUAAAUUAUUUGAAUACUGAAGAUUCGGGAAGCUUCAGUCAAAUGCGCCUCAAAGAAGACUCUACCAUCGACUUUUUCAUGUCUUUCAUGUGCAGGUCUUUUUUUAUUACUACAACCUCAAAAAUUUUUUUCUAUCAAAAUAUAAAAAAGCGUCAUUUUGCAAAAAAAGUGUUUUUCUCGUUUUUAGCCCUUUUUAUCCUUUUUGCUCUCAAAAAAAUGAAUCUGAAGCCUUUUUUUUAUUCAUAAAAAGGUCAUUUUUAAGUUUCAAACUGAAAUAAAAUAUUCAAAGUUCGAACGCGAACCAUUGUCUUUGUUGAACAGUGGAUUUCUCAAUUUCUCCUCUUCAGGGAAAAGAAGAAGUUUUUCGUGGAAUUUGAAAUCCGAAUUAUUCAAUCUUUUUGAACUGAUAUUCGAGAAAAAAGAAUCGUAAACAUGAUGAAGAUUCAGAUUAAAUGAGAAAUUUUUCACAAUUCUCAGAAAAUGAUGAGGCUUUCAUUUGGAGAACUUCGCUUCCUUUGAAAUUUGCAUGGAAAAAUAAAACAUGAAUUUAUUAAAAAAAUAAAAUUUCAAAUUUCAAAGCAAACCUUUUUUCAGUUCCGUAGUGAGUCAUCAUAUAGAAAUUAAUUUGUUUUCAUAUUAUUUAAAGGAUAUUUUAUGAGGAAUUUUUUAUGUUAUGAUUUUUAGCAAUUUAAAAUUUUUUUAAAUGUAUAAAAUACCCAAUUAUUUUCAAUUUUCUUGAUUUCUAUUUAUGAGGUCAUGUUUCAGCAAGAUCUCUAGAAUUUGUUUGCGCUAUAAAGGAAAUGAAAAAAGUCUACUUUUUUUCCAGAUCUUUCACCAAGAAAUACCUCGGGUCGACUUCUGUCGACAGCAUUCCAGCCUUGUCGUAUGUUGAUCUUCAGGAUUUUUCCAAGGAAAAUACUGUGAAAUCCUAGAUUUUCCGUCCCCUACGAAGACUACGACACGACUUCUGACCUAAAUCGCGGAUUUCGCUACGAGAAUAUCGAGAAGAGGAAUUAUUUUCCCGAUUGGCCGAAUUGUCCUCCGUUCGUUUCUUGAAUUAUUUUGUCACUUUUUAGAAGCACAAAAGAAAACAGCUACCGUAAACACAUUUUUUUGAACCUUUGCUCUACAAAACUGCAAAAAAAGUGGGUCUUGAAGCGAGAUUCGGUCAGAUUUAUUUCAAUAGGGUACACGGGCUUUUUUUUUCCAGAAAAAGGACAACCUGGCGAUAGCAGGCUUUAACAUUAUACAUUAAGGGUAGCUAAAUUUUUUUUUUUUGAUAGCAUAAUUUUUGACCCCAGUCAUAAAUUUUUUUUUCUAAAGUCAGAAGUUUUCAAAAUUUGCUAGAAAAGGACUGUACGAACAUUUUCAAUUUAUUAAAUUUACGAGGUUUAAAAAAACUAGAUUAUUCUUAAAAAGAACGGGUUUUCAAACUUCGUCAAUUUUUUUUAGACUUACUGGUGCAGGGCACAAGUUACCUUUUCAAUCUGAACUCAUUUUUUUUGUUUCUUGAUUGUGUAUCUCUGAGAAUCUCCAUACCUUUCAUAUAACUUGUAUUCAGCAAAGAUAUAGCCCAAAAAUCAAGUGUAUAACUUUAACUUAAAAAUAUGCUUUACGCACCGAACCGAUGUGAUAGCAAUAUAAAGAAAAAAAGAGAGAUUGAAUUUUUUUUUCUCAGAAAGGGAGACUGCCACCAGAGCAGUUCGAUCAACUGUACCCUCCCUGAAUACUUCUGCCACGCUUGCUGCAACGGAAGCCUUGUCGAUGGCACGUACCUCCUUCCCCCUGGCAUGUUCCCGCUCGUUUGUUAUCCAGGUAAUCAAAUACCUUUUCAACGUGAAUUCUAACAAUUCGAAAGUUAAACACUUUUUAUAAAUGAAAACCUUUAGCGAAAAAAAUAGGAGUGACCAGUUAGCGGUCUCCUGACUUCUGAAAUAACUUAUUCUCAACAUUUUUUGAAGGUCUCAUUAUAUUUUAUUUACCGCUCGCUUGUGAAAAACCCCUUGGAAUUUCCCCUUUCCGCAAAAAAAUGUUUUCUUAUCUCCAGCCAGUAGCGAUAAGCUUUAUUCCGAAAAGUAGCUUUUUUUUUAAACCUUUUAAACCUAAGCUCAAACAGCUCAAAACGAGACAAAGAUGUUCUGAAUUUCCAAUUCGCUUUGCUCGGCAGGCCGGCUGCAGCCGACCCCAUUCGCGGUGCUUUAUUCGCCUCCUCACUACCUCUAUUCGCCCCCGGAAGUCUUCAAGACGGUCGUUGGUCUGCAUCCGGACCCUUCCAAACAUCUCCCCAUGAUCUACAACCACGAGCCAGUAAGAUUCGAAUUUCCAAAUAGUGUGUUCCGCACGAGACAGUCAUUUUUGAAAAAACACAUCAGAAAUAAGCGACGUUGCCACAGCUUUUCUUGUACAUUUGAUCUGUGACAUGUAUAAAGACUGCACAAAAAGGUCUAAAACGAUCGCGGGGAUGGGGCGGAGCUUGAGCGAUGGAUUGGCAUUCAAAAUCUGAAAAGACUAGUCCAUUUUUGCCGAUUUGAAAUGCGAGAUGUGUAGAUUGGCAAGGGUGUCUUUUGGCGGGGAAUUCCAGAUAUAACGCGAUUGUGGAAUAAAUAUAGAAAAAAAAGGUUUUCAUUCUCAUAUUUAUUCAACUAAAAUAUAAAUCACUAAAAAAAUACUUCUGUUUUGAUUUUCAGUAUUCUGGAUCGGUUCUGGAAGUGUUCAAUAGACUGCAAGUCAACAUGCCCGUUUUGAAGAGCGACGAAGUCGAGUCAGUUUUUCUUUUUCUUUUUUUUUUUGAGAAACAUAUUUUGAUGGAUUCUCUCGUGAUUAAGAGCUGCAGUUAAAGUGCGGCUUCUCUGGUUGCUUAGUGAAGGCUUCUUUUGUUUCAAAUACAUCAUUCCGAGAACGAAAAAAACAAUAAUUCAUGUUCCAGCUCAUUUCAGAGAUUCAAAAAAGGAUGGCAGUUCAUUUUUUGUUUCGAUGCUCUAUUUAUUUGGUUUUUGGGAGACUGUAAACAAUAAAGAAAACGUUUUGAACUGAAAAUAUUAUUGCAACGAAAAAGAGCAAAAGUCAUCCUGAUACUUUGAAAUAAAUAGUUUCACAAUGAAUUAUUGUUUCAAAGGACAUAAUGACGUUUUUUUUCCUGAACUUUACGAUAUUCUUUCUCACGCGUAAGAGUAUUUUUAGAGACGACAAUAUAAAUAACGCUGAUCGAAAAUUAUCUUAUUGAAUGGCAAAAGUUUGACUAAAUCUUGAAAAGAACACUUUUCGUGUGAUCUUUGGAUUCAAGAUUAGGCAGAGGUUUCAAUCUGUUUUUUUUUUGUUUUUUUUUUCCAAGGAUCAAGAAGAUUAGUUCUUACAAAUCAAAAAUACAUCGUAAAAUUUUAGUUUCCACUGGAAUUUUCAAGUUCGGUGGAUCAGAAUUUAUAAGUUUGAAAAAAAUAUUGGCUAAAGACAACUAAUCAAGCUUGCGCAGUUUAUUCUAUUUUUUUGAUGAGUUUUUUUCACUUUUCCAGUUGAAAACCCUGAAGUUUUCAAACUCUUAACUUUUUCAAUGUUUAUAAAAAGUAAUCCGAAAAAUUCGGUAUUUUUCGAGGACUUAUUUUCAAUACUUUUUCAAAGUUUUGGGUUUAUUUUUGUCACAAAUUCAUUUUUGAACUCAAAUUUUUCACUCCUCUCAGACUAAUUCAGUUCUGUACCUUGUCCACUUUGGACAGAAAUUUCUGAUAUCCCAAAAAAUCCAUUUUUCCAAGUUUUCUUCUCUUUUCAGGAUGAGCAUGAACAUGCCGGACGUGGUGAUCCCUCUGUUCUGGCAGGACACCCACACUCGCCUCGACGAUUUCCUGUACAACACGGUCUGGACGGGGGUCGUGCUCGUGCCGAAGCUCGUGACGACGCUCCAGUUCGUCGCCAUCGGCCUCGGUCUUCUGAUGAUCCUCGGUCUCGGCUUCUUCCGGCUGAGGAAGUGGCGCGCCACCGCACGCCCUCUUCAAUCUUGA